AUGAGCACCGCAGGGAGAUGCUGCAGCAAAGGCUCCCAACGUCUACCUCCACCUCUAUUGGAUGACCCUCUAGUUGAUAAGGCUACAAUUUUGACCAGGAUGCAAGAUCAAGUCUUUGGGACGCUAGAAGAGAUGGGGAGAGGAUUAUUUGAGAGGAUCACUGCUAUUAAAAGGAGAGUUGCAUCCCAUGGAGAGAAAAUUAGAGCCUUAGAGCAGCGAUCAGAAACUAGCACCAUAGAGAACAUCUACUUUGAGGUUGAGGGAUUAUUGGGCCAAACCUAUGGCAUAGGAGUUGUCAUUAGGAAUGAACUGGGAAUGUUUAUGGCUGGCCUCUCAAAGAAAAUGGAUGUAACUUGGGCAGAUCAAGGAAGAACUCAAGCAGCUGGUUUGUAUGGAAUGAGUGAAGCCAUUCUCUUUUCACAGCAACAGGUGUUUGAUGAGAUAAUCAUUGAAGGAGACUUACCCAAUGUUUUGAAGAUAUUCAAAGAAUCAAGAGAUGUGACUUCUUCUACUGGUUUUACGGAAAUUCCGUAA
Messenger RNA from Ilex paraguariensis (yerba mate), 534 nucleotides. Lineage: Eukaryota; Viridiplantae; Streptophyta; Magnoliopsida; Aquifoliales; Aquifoliaceae. The record is from the annotation of a GenBank genome assembly.